AUGAGGGGGUUUCUUCCAGCUUCGGCUUUAUUUCUUUCGAUCGGGGUAGUGUCAUCUCAGUCAUUCGGCCCUCGCGACGAUUUGACCACGAUAGAGUCCUCCAUUGGACAAGGGGUGUCCAUAUCGCAUAAGAGGACAACUGUUUGCGAGACAACACCGGGAGUUGAAGCACGAGCCGGCUACGUGCGAAUCCCAAGCACUCUGUUCCCUUUCUACGCCACCAACGAGACAAAUGCAUGGAACCUGUCCACCUUCUUCUGGUACUUCCCAGCACGCGAAGACCCGGCAAAUGCGCCUUUUGCCAUCUACCUCGCAGGAGGACCAGGUGAAUCGUCCGUGUUCACCGCAGCAACAGACUCUGGCCCUUGCAGCGUCAACAAAGAUCUCAACACCACGACGCUCAAUCCUUGGAGCUACAACAACCAUGUCAACAUGCUGUACAUAGACCAGCCGAACUUUUCGGGCUAUUCUUAUGACGAAGUCACAGAGGGUCACUUUGACAUCCUCACCGGGAAUAUCUAUCCAGGUCCAGGGGAGGCCAACGACACGUUCUGGGCCGGUAAGUGGGGAACCAUGGAGCCGACCAGGACAGCCUUCACCACCCAGAACACGGCAAAAAUCCUGUGGCAGGUUGUCCAAGCGUUCACCGCAGACUUCCCUGGUGUCCAGAACAAGUCAAUAAGCAUUUGGGGUAACUCGUACGGAGGAUAUUUCGCACCUGGAGCACUUGCAUAUUUCCAGAAACAGAAUGAAGCACUCAAAGCGGGCGAGGUUGACAGCACCCGAUAUCAUCACCUUGAGCUCGACACUCUCGGUCUAUUGAAUGGAUGCGUAGACCUGACCCUUCACCUCCCGUCAUACCCCGAGAUGGCCAACAACAACACUUACGGAGUCAAGUUGCUCCCACAAGAUGUGUAUGAGAGUGCGAAGAACAACUUUACCAAAGACGGUGGAUGUUCGCAGGUUAUUGAACAGUGUAGGCAACUAGGCGUUGAAGGCGACCCAGAGAAUCUGGGACUCAACAACACCGUGAACGAGUUUUGCGCAGCGACAAUGCUCGACUGUCUCACAAACACGGAGUUCGCCCUGAUGGCAGUCACUGGUAGAAGCUCCUUCGAUAUAUCUCACCCACUGGCGGACCCGGUGCCGCCCAUCAAUGCCAUGGGAUUCUUCAAUCAAGAGUGGGUGCAACAGGACCUUGGAGCCGCAGUGAACUUCAGCUGGGCGCCUAACCUUGUUACUAAUUCCUUCUUCGCUGUUGGCGAUACUGUGAGGCAGAACCUCUCCAAUUUGGAGUAUCUUUUGGACAACCGGGUGAACGUUGCACUUGCCCAUGGCGACAGAGACUAUGUCUGCAAUUGGAUCGGAGGUGAACAAGUUGCCUUGGCUGCAGAGUAUAAAGGUGCCGACACCUUCCGCUCUGCCGGCUAUGUCCCCGUCACCACAAAUUCCAGCUACGAAGGAGGGGUGGUCAAACAAUCCGGUCGCUUUUCCUUCACUCGCAUCUUCCAAGCUGGCCACUCCCCCGCCUCUCCGCAGCCAGAGACAGUCUAUGAGAUCUUCAUGCGAGCCAUGUUCCACAACGACAUAGCCACGGGAAAGGAAGAUUUGAACAAAAAUGCGGCAUACGUCACUGAAGGGCCUACCGAUAGUUGGGGCUGGACCGAUACACUUCCCGCGGAUCUGCCAGAGAAUGCUUGCAGUCUGUGGUGGAUGUCGCAGACAUGUACCCCGGAACAGAUUAUGGCGGUCGCGGUUGGUAAUGCGACGGUCGACAAAUUCUUGUUCGUCCAGAACCCCGGCGGUGAUCCGGUGCUUCCUUAUCAAGAUGACACGGCGACGAACAGCACGAGCGCCAACUCGACGGCUACUUCGGGAGGUGGAGCUGCGACUGGAACCAACGACAAGAACGGCGCGGCUGGCGCUGUGUCGCACUUGAGCCUGGGGGCUUUCACCAUGUUGAUUGGUGUUUCCCUCUUUAUUGGUUUGUAG
This is a messenger RNA of Exophiala bonariae, 1992 nucleotides long. RefSeq lists its product as uncharacterized. Gene Ontology annotation, biological process: proteolysis. The transcript is spliced from 5 exons. Gene Ontology annotation, cellular component: fungal-type vacuole. Gene Ontology annotation, molecular function: serine-type carboxypeptidase activity. Lineage: Eukaryota; Fungi; Ascomycota; Eurotiomycetes; Chaetothyriales; Herpotrichiellaceae. The record is from RefSeq and is a predicted model, not a curated record. Bases 1 to 1992 code for a protein of 663 amino acids.